Messenger RNA from Paramecium pentaurelia, 1004 nucleotides. NCBI's taxonomy places the organism in Eukaryota, Ciliophora, Oligohymenophorea, Peniculida, Parameciidae. The record is from the annotation of a GenBank genome assembly.
AUGAUUUAUCCAGGAUUAUCUGUUGUUGAUUAUCAAUUAUAAUAAUAUGAAUGUAUAAUGAUAUUACAUAUUUAUGAUAGAAUAUCCAUUAUAUUAGAAUGCUUAUGAUUUUAAUAUAUAUCCUCAAUAUCAUUACACUCCAUCAAUCAAGAAUUAUGAAUCUGAAUAAAAGGAAGAAUUUAAUAAGAAGAACAAGAAUAGAAAGAUUAAGUAAAUAUAAUAUAGAUAAGAAAAAUUAGAAAUAAUUAGCCAAAGGAAUUAUUACCAAAAAUUAAAGAAUAGAUUGAAGAACCUAUAGAAUAGAAUGAGGAGAUGUAUAUAAUUUAUUAUCAUUUUAUUAGUCUUUAAUAAAUAAUACAACCAUAAUAUUAAAUUGUUGAUAUUUAAUAAGGAGCUCUUCUUCCUAAAUUGUAAUCUCAUUUAGCAACAGAGGGACAUAUAAUUAACUCAAAAUAAAUUAUUAAAUCAACCAAAAUAACUAAAAAAUAAAAAAAAGAGAAUGUUAAUACAGGACAUUGGUCUACCUUUGAACAUACAACUUAUGUUAAUUUCUUAUCACAAUAUGAAAAUAUUAUGAACUCAUCUAUGAUGAAAAAGACUUCAAAAAUAUUUAAAUAAAUGAGUGAAUUAAUAGGUACUCGUACGCCCAGUCAAUGCAGAAGUCAUCAUUAGAAAUUUAAUCCUUAUGCAUUAAGGGGAGAUAAUGGAAAAAGAUUACCAAGAUCUCAAAGAAGUAGAGCAGGCAGAAAGAAGAAAAUACUAUUCAAUAACCUUCUUUAAACAAGUAUAUAUACUAUCUAAUUAUUAUAGAUCAAUUAAUAGAUAAUGAUUUACAUGGUUAUAUGUAUGAAAAAUAAAAUUACUAUAAUCCAUUCAUAAUUGAUUAUUAAUUUAAUGAACAUGAAAUUUUUAUUAAGAAUUAAAAUUAAUUAAUUCAAACUUAAAUUUAAUAUGAAGAUUAUUUAAAAUUUCGAUAGGAUUAUCAUAAUUAUUUAGAAUAUUGA